AUGCGCCACCAGUAUUUAUCUCCUAUUGUUAUGGAUUUCAUAUCUGGAAACCCUCAGAGCUCAGACGGAGAUGACUGCGAGAACGAUCAGCAUCGUCAUCGUCCCCACGGACUCUCCAUAGCUCAACCGUCUGACCUGAUCAUGGAUUCCGACCUGAUUCUGCAGGACGUUCGAAGCCUCCAGAAGCGUGUCUCCCGCCUUGAGGACAAGCUACUCGAAGACAACGCCCAGACUAGCGCUGCGGCUGCGAUUGGCGAGAUCAAAACUCAGAUCUCGCAGAUUCUUACCAGCCAGAAGACUUUGCAGUCGACCAACGAGCGCAUCCUGAAGAAGCUCGAUGAUCUGAUACAAGCCGAAGAUGUCACCCUGGCAGUCACCAAUCACAUUUCCCCAAAGCAUGACGAUCAAGCCAACGCCCCGAAGGUCGCCGGGGAACUGACUGAGGGACAGCGUAAAGAUAACAUCCUGUCUGCAUGGAAGAACCAAAGCAAAAUUGAUCGCCUCGCCCACAAGUUGAACCCAUCCAUGCCACCGGGUACACUAGGCCUUUCUGGCCGGUACCCGAGUCCAUACGAGGAGACGCCAGAGGGCGUCGUCCUCAGUCAGCACCGCAUCGAUGCUUCGAAGGCGAAAUCCAAGUAUGCCCACAACAACCUCUCCGGCCUCAACACCGAGUCUAAUAUUAGGGAGUACCGGAAGGCCAUCGGACCAUUCUCCACGGCUGCCGAGAGGCUUACGUCCCUCAGAGAGAACUACCUGAAGAUCCCCAACCACAGCCAUGACCUCACUAUCCGGAAGAAGACGGAUCUUACUGUGCUGUCUCCCACCGAGGACGCAUCAGUCCGCGAGCCAGCCUGCUGUAUAUGCGAAAAAGUCACCUGUAGCACUCCUCAUCACUGCUUGUCAGGUCGGAAUUCCUCGGUCGACAUUCCUCGAGUUCCUGGUCAUUUGGCCGGCAUCCGCUCUGCUUGUUUUGACGGCGAAAAUCCAAUGGACUCGUGA
Pyricularia oryzae 70-15 is the source of this 1002-nucleotide messenger RNA. RefSeq lists its product as uncharacterized. The coding region runs from base 1 to 1002 and encodes 333 amino acids. The transcript has a single exon. The record is from RefSeq and is a predicted model, not a curated record. NCBI's taxonomy places the organism in Eukaryota, Fungi, Ascomycota, Sordariomycetes, Magnaporthales, Pyriculariaceae.